CCGUGUGUUUGUGAAGGGCUGCCAUUUUACCGGGCUUACGGAAAGGAGAACUGAACAAAAAUGAAAGGGGAACUGGUUCAAAUCAUAUCCAGCUCGCACCAUGAGCUUUUACUUUCAGCAAUGUGGAAUUUAAGACUCACAGGCAGCCUUUGUGACAUCACAGUGCAGGUGGACUUUCAAGGCGAACUGGAGGAAUUCAUGGCCCACCAGGUAGUGAUGGUGGCAUCCAGUGGCUAUUUUAAAACCCUUCUCCUAACAGAGGAACGAGUGAAAAAAGUAUUCUUAAAUACUAUUUCACCUGAUGUCUUUACCAAGUUUUUAGAGUAUGCGUAUUCUGGGAAAAUAGAAGUCAAGGAGAGUUGUCUUGACCACAUAUUAAACAUGGCAAAGCUGCUUGACUGCCAAGACUUAGUGGAAGCGUGCAGUACUAAACUUCAGAAUCAUAAUUCUGAACGUGCCAGCACCGAAACAGGCAAAUUACUUAAGCAAAGGUCUAAAAAGGCUGUAAAAAGAGCAUUAAACGAAAGGAAAAAACUCAGAACUACACUGAAAAGCAUAAGCACUGAAAGAGAGGAGCAAAUAAUGCUACAGGGCAGAAGGAGCAGCAGGAUAGCCGGACGCAGAGUAGUUGUAGACUUCAGUAAGAAGAAUCCGGAGAACAAGGCGAUAUUUCCACCCGAGGGUUCUGACACAGGUUUAAAUCAAGACAAAACAGAAGCGAAACAAGACGCAUCACUAGAGGUUGGAGAAACCAAAUCGGAUGUUGCUGCUGAGCCGGUUCUACCCGAGAAGGAGGCUCUCACUUACAGUGGCUCUGAAUCGCCAUACACUGUCAACCAUGACAUGUCAGAUGAAGACUUACAGGAAUCUGACUUCACACUGACUGCUGUUACUGAACAAACUCUAGAGGCUGCUAAAAAGGAAUGCAAGCCAGUCGGCUCCAAGUACAAUUGUAGCAUGUGUAUCCGUUCAUUUCGCUAUGAGAAGAGCUACUUAAAGCAUGUUAAGGUUAGUCAUGGCAUCACCACGGACACAACUUACCGCUGCAGCAUUUGCCAGCAGACUUUUGCCAACCGCUGCAACCUUAAGAUUCACGAGAGGCAUGUGCACAGCGAUGAGAGGCUCUUUCUUUGUGGCAUGUGUGGUAAGGCCUUCAAACGCAAGAAGGAUGUGACGAGGCACAUGAGGCAGGUGCAUGAGGGUGGCACCGAGCGACACUACUGCCCGACCUGUGGCAAAUCUCUGAGUUCCAGAACAGCUCUCACCCUACAUGAGAGGACACACACAGGGGACAAACCGUACAGCUGUGGAGAGUGUGGAGCCCGUUUCUCCCAGAGCUCAGCGCUCAAGACACACCAGAGGAUACACACUGGUGAGAAGCCUUUUGCCUGUGACUUGUGCGAUGCCAGGUUUACCCAGAACCACAUGCUGGCUUACCAUAAACGAUCCCACACAGGAGAGAAGCCGUAUAUGUGUGAAAACUGCGGGAAAAGCUUUGCCUCUAAAGAAUACCUGAAACAUCAUGCAAGAAUCCAUUCAGGCUUGAAGCCGUACAAGUGUGACAGCUGUGGAAGAGCAUUUGCACAGCGUAACUCACUCCAUCAGCAUAUGAAAAUUCACACAGGUGAGAGGCCGUAUCAUUGUUCGGCCUGUGAUAAGCAGUUCACCCAGCUCAAUGCUCUUCAGAGGCAUCAGAGGAUCCACACAGGAGAGAAACCAUACAUGUGCAGCAUGUGCGGCCGAACUUUUACUGACAAAUCUACUGUCCGCAGACACACUUUGACCCACGACAAAGAUACACCUUGGAAGAAUUACCUCGUUGUGCUGGAAGGUAAUGUAGAGGAACGUGUCAAGAAGCCAAAAGGGUCAUCUGUAAGGAAGAUGAAGACAGCAGUGAAUGCAGAAGAACAAGUGGAGAAUCAGAGUGAUCCUAAAACCCAGGAGACAGUAUCUGUGCCAGAGGAGCCAGUGACCAUCUCUGGAGACUGGGCCGACCCUGGCACUAUAACUGUGGUCAGUCAUGGAACGCUGGGCAAUCUGACAGUUAUCCAGACAGGCGUGCCAUCUGGUACACAACUGCAGCCUAUUGUCACUGCAGACGGAACCGGCGUCAUUUCACUAGAGAGCUCCACUGUCGGCAUCCCUGUCACUCUGCCUUUUUCCAUUCCUAUCUCCGUUGCACAUUCCAUCUCUGGUUCAGCCACACUGACCGGGACAGUCGCUCUCAGUGAACCGGCCGCUGAUUCUGAUGCUACCUUGGCACCAGUAGAUUCAGCAGCACCUGUCACCACAGUCACGGAAGGCAUUCUUUCUCCAGUCGAAGUCACUUUAUCUACAUCUAAUGAAUGUGGAACAACAACACAGUCAGCUGUGGAGCAGGUUGAAGAGGCACAGCAGUCGGAUUCCCAGGAGGGAACAAUUGAGCAUGUACAGAAUGAGACACAGUAGAGGCUGUGGAAGUAGAUCUCUGCAGGAGAUGAGUAUUAACAGCUUUUUAGUGGACUUUUCACAGCACAGAAUCUGUAUAAUGUUACUGUGUAGUGUUGGGUCUUUUGGUGUUUUUUUAUUCAAUGUAAAUAUAAAAAGCCUACUGUAUAGAAAGUGAUGAAUUAUAUUUAUCAGAAGAAACAUUCCUUGUUUAUCAACAGGAAAAUUGAGCUGUUUUUUAUGCCGAACAGUUCUUACUCAGUAGAGUUUAAACGGCACGACAGAAACAGAGGCGUCAAAACCAAGCCCUAAAAUAACUAUUUGAGCUUAGUUUUUGUGGCUUAAAAACCUUGUAGAAGUUUAGCAAGAAGGUUUUAAAAAUAGUUUUAACUUUUUAAUAUUUUUGAUUUUUCCUGUGGCAUUAGUCAUUGUAUAUCAAUUGCACAAAUUGGUUACACGAUGAAACAUAAUGAGUUUCAA
Messenger RNA from Clarias gariepinus (North African catfish), 2907 nucleotides. It is a transcript of the gene gzf1, whose product is annotated as GDNF-inducible zinc finger protein 1. The transcript is spliced from 6 exons. Gene Ontology annotation, molecular function: RNA polymerase II cis-regulatory region sequence-specific DNA binding; DNA-binding transcription factor activity, RNA polymerase II-specific; protein binding. Gene Ontology annotation, biological process: regulation of transcription by RNA polymerase II. NCBI's taxonomy places the organism in Eukaryota, Metazoa, Chordata, Actinopteri, Siluriformes, Clariidae. The record is from RefSeq and is a predicted model, not a curated record. The coding region runs from base 61 to 2448 and encodes 795 amino acids. Gene Ontology annotation, cellular component: nucleus.